AUGGGACACAAAAGGUGCUCUAGCUGUGAUGUAUUAAAGCUACAAAUCGAGUUAAAAGACACGGUUAUCAAGUCAAAAGAUGAGAAAAUAGCCUUAUUACAAGAAGCUUUAAUUAAGUCGCAAAGAGAAUUAAUAGCGACUUUGAGAGAGGACCCUAGACAAACUAUAAUGAGUGGUCGGUCACUUUACGGACAAAAUAAUGAUAGUCGUGGUAAUGGUAAAUUAGAAUUUGUUUAUAUAGAAAAUGAUUGUGAUUCUACUGAAUGGGUUCAUUCUAAUCAAGAAAAUCCACUUGAAGAAUAUCGCAUUUAUAUUGGAUCCGUUAAAUCUGAUACAUCUAAGGUUAAUUUGAAAAAAACGCUGGAAGAACAAUUUGGUCGAGUACUUCAUCUUGAUUUGGUGACCAAUAAGAGCUGUGCUUUUGUCACUUUCGAAUCAUAUGAGAAAUACAAUGCUGCUAUAAAGCAAGGAAAAAUUUAUGUUGACGGAUGCACUUACCCUAUCCAAGCUGCUCGUUCUCGAAGAAAUUCACGUAGGAACGAACGGCCUAUAUUUUAA
This is a messenger RNA of Funneliformis mosseae, 558 nucleotides long. Lineage: Eukaryota; Fungi; Glomeromycota; Glomeromycetes; Glomerales; Glomeraceae. The record is from the annotation of a GenBank genome assembly.